UAUUUAAUCGAGAUGUUCCCAGGAAGCUGACACACACCAACGAUCCACUCAGGUAGAUUUUAGACUCUCUGCUGUCUUUUUGCCUUUACCUCUUUACAUUAUCAGAUCUUAUUGGAGUAUAAAGGGGUAAAACAUGGAGGAUAUUGGACUCCUUUUAGACUUUGAUCAGGAUGGCUCCACUGACUUUGCAUGUUGGGGACAGAUGGACCAAAACUUUCACUUUCAGACCCAGCUGGAUUCCUUCCUGAUGGACUGCCAGGCAGCCAGCGGUCAGCUCUCCCCCUGGUCUUCUUUUGGCUGUCAGUCUGUGUUUUCAGACACACAGCUGACAUUCACCGACUUGGAUGUACAGUCACCGGGACUUGGCGCUUGCGCUGAAAGCGACGGAUGCUCUGCCGAUGAACCUCUGGAGGCAGCCAAGCGCCGGACACGGAGCCUGGUGGUCCACCAGCCGUACAAGGUCCAACGGCACGCCGCCAACAUCCGGGAGAGGAAGAGGAUGCUGAGCAUCAACUCUGCCUUUGAGGAGCUGCGCUGCCAUGUCCCAACAUUUCCCUAUGAGAAGCGACUGUCUAAGAUAGACACUCUGAGGCUGGCCAUAGCCUACAUUGCCCUGCUGAGGGAGAUCCUCACGUCGGGGUCUGACCCCAAAUCCUAUGUUGAUGAGUGCAUGAAGAGCGGCUACAAGAAUCAAACCAAUGCAAUCUGGAAUACAAGCGAUCUGACAGCCCGUCUCUCUUGGAUAAAGUGGGAUUAGCUGGGAAACACGAUGGUAACCUGAGUCUGUCGGCUGCAGCUAUGUGUCAAAGACGGACAGACCUGCUGGCUUGGUGCAGCCUGCUGACAUCUGCAGACUUCUCACCAGGUCACACACCUCCGCCUUUAUCAGCCUUCCUCGCCACUUUGUUCCAAGUAGCUUUUAAUAUUCUAAUUUACUGUUAACUGGUAAUUGAGAGGCAUUGUUUCAGAAAUUGGGGUUAUAAGGAGUCCUGGCACAGCGUAGCUUUCCCAAACGGAUGCCAUUUGUCACGGAGAGGCAAAGCUGGCAUCAAACUCAAAGGACUCAAACUUCUGCACACUGAGCUGAAGGGCUUUCUGGACUCAUUUUCAUCAAGCUGCAGUUUUAAAAACAGCCUUCGUCUUGUAAAUAAAAGAUCGAAGUAGACGGUCAGGUGCUGCUUCCAGACACCAGAAACAGUGGCUGGAAACUGAAUUACUCAGUCAAAAUUGCUAAUUGUGUUUUAUUUAAGCUUUUCAUUGGUAUUUAGAAAUAAAGUGGAUUAUGAAAUUGCCUUCCAUGAAAAGAUGUAGGCUACAUGUCCUCACCUUCUUAAAAUAAUGCCCUCAGUCAUUUUAUUUAUUUUUUUGCCAGAAGUGAUUUAGGCCAAAAGAAAAAGUCACUUUUGGCAAAAAAUGACUUAUGCCAUUAUUUUAGGAAGGUGAUUCAAUAUUAAGAACAUUUUUAACCAUGAAAUGUGACUAUUUUGUCUUGGAGAUGUGUUUUCUGCUUCUGUUUUAAGAUUUUAAGCUCUUUGAGGAGUUGGG
Molecule: messenger RNA, 1545 nt
Organism: Xiphophorus maculatus (southern platyfish)
Lineage: Eukaryota; Metazoa; Chordata; Actinopteri; Cyprinodontiformes; Poeciliidae
Product: protein Fer3-like
Exons: 2
Coding region: 134-757 (207 amino acids)
Biological process (GO): developmental process; regulation of transcription by RNA polymerase II
Molecular function (GO): protein dimerization activity; DNA-binding transcription factor activity, RNA polymerase II-specific; RNA polymerase II transcription regulatory region sequence-specific DNA binding
Source: RefSeq, a predicted model, not a curated record